AUGGCCCCGCCCAAUACAGCUAAGACGAUCAAUGGCCACACGGAGAAGGCCAACGGUGAUGUAGGCGGUGCGCUCGAGAAGCAAGAUGCACAAGUGAAUGGGGAGCAAGUCAAGAAGCGUCGAAAUAUGCUGACGAGGACGUUAUGGACGUUCAUUAUGAUCGGCGUAUUCCUCACGCUGUUGCUCAUGGGACAUGCAUAUAUGGUCGUACUUGUCAUGAUCUGCCAAACGCUGGUAUACCGCGAGGUCACGGCACUCUUCUCGCUCAAGAAGAGCGACGUGGGUGACACGGAAUCGAGGGGACGGGACCCAUGGAGCAAGACUCUCAACUGGUAUUUCUUUGCCAUCACGAACUACUUCUUGUACGGGGAGAGCAUCAUUUACUACUUCAAGCAUGUCGUUUUCGCAGAUGCGAACCUGACGCUUUUCGCUACGAAUCAUCGCAUAGUCAGCUUCACCUUGUACACCAUCGGCUUCGUCGGGUUCGUUCUCUCCUUGAAGAGGGGCUACUUAAAGCAGCAAUUUGGACUGUUCUGCUGGGUGCAUAUGACGCUCAUGCUGAUUGUCGUGUCAAGUCACUUCAUCGUGAACAACAUCCUCGAGGGCAUGAUCUGGUUCUGGGUCCCUGCUUCCCUCGUCAUCUGCAAUGACGUAUUUGCAUAUAUUUGGGGCAUCACUCUCGGGCGUACGCCGCUUAUCAAGCUGUCACCGAAGAAAACUGUCGAAGGUUUCGUCGGCGCGUUCUUCAGCACGGUCAUUUUCGGCGUGCUGUGGGGCACGUUCUUCAUGCGCUAUGAUUACAUGAUCUGCCCUGUGCACGAUCUUGGCGUCAGCGCAUGGAGCGAGACACUGCAAUGCGACCCGAACCCUAUAUUCUUGUGGAGGGACUAUGUGUUGCCUCUACCCGCGCGGUCGCUCUUGUCAACUCUGUUCGGCCUUGACAUCACGAAGUUCUCGUAUGCGCCUUAUCAGUACCACCUCCUUUUCAUGUCCUGCUUUGCAUCACUUGUUGCGCCCUUUGGUGGUUUCUUCGCUUCCGGAUUCAAGCGCGCAUUUAACAUUAAGGACUUCGGCCACAGUAUUCCGGGCCACGGCGGUAUGACAGAUCGCAUGGACUGCCAGUUCCUCAUGGGUGUCUUCACCUAUGUUUACUACAGCAGCCUCAUCAGGCAGCACCACGUAUCUGUUGGCUCCUUACUCCAGAUGAUCGUGAGCGGCCUCACGCCGGAACAGCAGCUGGAGCUCAUGUCGGACCUGAAGAGAUACCUGGAGGGUCAGGGAAUCGCAGUCAAUAUUUGA
Molecule: messenger RNA, 1299 nt
Organism: Postia placenta MAD-698-R-SB12
Lineage: Eukaryota; Fungi; Basidiomycota; Agaricomycetes; Polyporales; Adustoporiaceae
Exons: 6
Coding region: 1-1299 (432 amino acids)
Cellular component (GO): endoplasmic reticulum membrane
Molecular function (GO): phosphatidate cytidylyltransferase activity
Source: RefSeq, a predicted model, not a curated record